UCGGACUCUGAAUGUCGGAGCGCCAGGAGCCCGAGGACGCUGUUAUCCGUGGGCUUCCGGGUGCAGGUUGUUCCGCCGCCGCCGCCAGGCCGGAAUUUCUGGAGCUGUUGCUGUCUCUGUCGGUGCGCCCAGCUCAGCCACACCAUGGGGAUCCUGGAGAAGAUAUCCGAGAUCGAGAAAGAGAUCGCUCGGACGCAGAAGAACAAGGCCACUGAAUAUCACCUGGGCUUGCUGAAAGCAAAACUUGCCAAGUAUCGGGCCCAGCUCCUGGAACCAUCCAAAUCUGCCUCAUCCAAAGGAGAGGGCUUCGAUGUCAUGAAGUCGGGCGACGCCCGUGUGGCACUGAUUGGAUUUCCCUCUGUGGGUAAGUCUACCUUCCUGAGCCUCAUGACCUCCACCGCCAGUGAAGCUGCAUCCUAUGAGUUCACAACCCUGACGUGUAUCCCUGGGGUCAUUGAAUACAAAGGAGCCAACAUCCAGCUCCUGGACCUUCCUGGAAUCAUUGAAGGUGCAGCACAAGGGAAAGGACGUGGCCGGCAGGUGAUUGCUGUGGCACGCACUGCUGAUGUCGUCAUCAUGAUGCUGGAUGCCACCAAGGGAGAGGUGCAGAGGUCUCUGCUGGAGAAGGAGUUGGAGUCGGUGGGCAUCCGCCUCAACAAGCACAAACCCAACAUCUACUUCAAGCCCAAGAAAGGUGGUGGCAUUUCUUUUAACUCGACAGUCACGCUGACCCAGUGCUCAGAAAAGCUGGUGCAGCUGAUCCUACAUGAGUACAAGAUCUUCAAUGCAGAAGUGCUCUUCCGAGAGGACUGUUCACCAGACGAGUUCAUCGACGUGAUCGUGGGCAACCGGGUAUACAUGCCCUGCUUGUAUGUUUAUAACAAAAUUGACCAGAUCUCAAUGGAAGAAGUAGACCGCCUGGCCCGGAAACCCAAUAGUGUGGUCAUCAGCUGCGGCAUGAAGCUAAACCUGGACUACUUGCUUGAAAUGCUUUGGGAGUACUUGGCCCUGACCUGCAUCUACACCAAGAAGAGAGGACAGAGGCCAGACUUCACAGAUGCCAUAAUCCUCCGGAAAGGCGCCUCCGUGGAGCAUGUGUGCCACCGCAUCCACCGGUCGCUCGCCAGCCAGUUCAAGUACGCGCUGGUGUGGGGCACUAGCACCAAGUACAGCCCGCAGCGGGUGGGCCUGACCCACACCAUGGAGCAUGAGGAUGUCAUCCAGAUCGUUAAGAAGUAGUGACCUGGGCUCGGGCCACCUGCCCAGCCACGCUGUCUUCAUGGGGAGUUGAAGCCAGUGGGAUACACCAAAGCCCCAACAGGAAAAAUACAAAUACACAUACUCCAGGAAGGGGGUCUCUCAAGUCUGCUUUUUCCUGAAGUUUUUCCAGUAGGCAAAUGAUGAAGCAUAUGUGGGACAGAGGGACAAGGUUGGGGGACUUAGGCUGGGCUUGGGGCAUUUUCCUUGAGACUGGCCCCUCAGGUAGGGGUUCUGAAUUUAGAACCCAGGGCCUGUACCCUACCUCCAACCCUCUUCGGACAUUGAGGGAGCAAACUGCCCCCUUACUCCCCAGCCAGGCCCGGAUGCAGCUGGCUUGCUUGGUGCUGGGGUGGGGAGCUGAGCCUGCCUGCGUCCCUAGAGGUGGUUGUUACUGUUGGGCAUGUUGGCCUCAGUUUCUGCUGCUUCAAGGUACUCAGGGGCCUCCCAGGGCAAAAACCCCUAACCCCCUCCCUGCCCUGGGCUGCCUGUGAUGGAAACUAGAGGUCAACAGCUUUAAAGGCCGAGCUCAUGCCCUCCACAACCUGACGGGUCCUGAAGUGCCACCCCCUCCCAGGGCAGCUCCUCCCCAGCUUAAAGCCUCUGCUCCCAGGCCCUGUGCAGACACCUGGGGUGGGGGCUUUGGAGUUUGGGUUUUCUAUUUUCUCUCUAAGCCCCCUCUUCUCACCUCUCUCUGAAAUAAAGAAUGAAAACAAUUCGGUUCAAACUGA
This is a messenger RNA of Hipposideros armiger (great roundleaf bat), 1988 nucleotides long. RefSeq names its product developmentally regulated GTP binding protein 2 (gene DRG2). Lineage: Eukaryota; Metazoa; Chordata; Mammalia; Chiroptera; Hipposideridae. Gene Ontology annotation, molecular function: GTP binding; GTPase activity. The coding region runs from base 145 to 1239 and encodes 364 amino acids. The record is from RefSeq and is a predicted model, not a curated record. The transcript is spliced from 13 exons.